This is a messenger RNA of Gongylonema pulchrum, 477 nucleotides long. NCBI's taxonomy places the organism in Eukaryota, Metazoa, Nematoda, Chromadorea, Rhabditida, Gongylonematidae. The record is from the annotation of a GenBank genome assembly.
AUGGAUAUAGCUAAUUCGUUUAACCUGACAUGCACGCAUGAACGUUUCUGCCAUCCAUGGUGUUUUGAGCGCGUCUACCGGCAAUGUUAUCAUUUGACUGAAGCACUACGGAAGGUGUAUGGGGAAGAUUUACCCUCGGUUGGUCGACUAGACAAGCGUAAAGUGAUUAUCGACGCCUGGAUUAGUCGACAGGAGAACUUCAAGAAGUCGUCACAGCGCCUUUCUAGUUUGCUUCCGCCACGCCGAGAAAGUGCCACUGUUCGUCCCGGUGCGAUGUUGGACAAGCCACCGAUGGCACUACGAAGCUUAUUAAUCGAAAAACUGGGCGAAAUGGAAGAAAACAAGGAUAGUCGAGCCAGAAAAGCUAGUAUUCUAGUCUUUUUUGCUCUACGUCAUUUUGUUAUCUACCCUUUUUGUGCGUUUUUUUGCACCUAUGCAAUGCAAAAACGCCGUGAUGGCAAGUCUCAGUUCUUUUGA